Molecule: messenger RNA, 573 nt
Organism: Ostertagia ostertagi
Lineage: Eukaryota; Metazoa; Nematoda; Chromadorea; Rhabditida; Trichostrongylidae
Source: the annotation of a GenBank genome assembly
UAUUCUUUCGACUCAAAGUCACAACAGUGUCAACCGUUGCUGUUCCUUGGUUGUGGAGGGAAUUCGAACAACUUUGCGACAACGGAGCUCUGCUACAAUUUUUGUCUCGGUGCAGUGUGUGCUGUAUCCGAGACCGUGUUCAUUUCUCAGUCUACUGGAUUGGUACAUGAUUGCGCGCGAACACCAUGCCCCGCUGGAUACUCAUGUGUCCCCGAUUCGAGAAACGCAUCAAGAAUGGUUUGCUGUGGCACGCCUCAUCGAGGUACAUGUCCAUUCGGUUCACGGCUUGUUCGCCUCCGCACUGGAGACCCCUUUGGAUGUAACCACGACAGUCACUGCCCAGAGAGAGCGACAUGUCAUAAGUCGAAUUUGUUUGCUGUCGACGGCGAUGGACCAAUCCCAACACCCCUGUAUGCUCUUCGGAAGCAACUGAAGAUAGUCGCAGAAUAUUCUGCUCGGCUGAAGUCCUCUGCCCACCGUCUCACUAUUGCAUCCGACGGGACUUUGAGCGACACGGCUUCUGUUGCCCACAUUCGCCUCAACAAGGUGAACACAUGGAAGACACCGCUACGG